Messenger RNA from Tyto alba (common barn owl), 614 nucleotides. Its product is annotated as contactin-associated protein-like 2. The record is from RefSeq and is a predicted model, not a curated record. The transcript has 4 exons. NCBI's taxonomy places the organism in Eukaryota, Metazoa, Chordata, Aves, Strigiformes, Tytonidae. Bases 141 to 614 code for a protein of 157 amino acids.
GGGGAGGAGGGGAGCACCCAAACAUCCUUUGUUUUGCAACAGCUGCAGAAGUGACAGUCCUGCAACUGUCAUCCUAAAAGCUGAGCGUGUUAAAAGGCACAUAUAAAUUUUUACUACAUCUUUGAAAAACCUUACAGUUCAUGAAAAGCAGGGUGUCCGGGGUUUUGUGUACUGGAGGCUCUGGUCUCAGUGACAGGCAGUGGCAUGAAGUGCGAUUCCUAGCUAAGGAAAAUUUUGCCGUCCUCACCAUUGAUGGCGAUGAAGCUUCAGCUGUUCGAACAAACAGCCCUCUACAAGUUAAGACUGGAGAGAAAUAUUUAUUUGGAGGGUUUCCUAUACAGAUGAAUGACUCGGAUCACUCGCUAUUUCAGCAUUCAUUUCAAGGAUGCAUGCAGUUUAUUCAUGUGGAUGAUCAGCUGGUGGAUUUACACGCAGUGGAGCAAGGCCAGCUGGGAAGCUUUGCCAAUGUCACCAUUGACAUGUGUGCCAUUAUUGACAGAUCAGCCAGGGUGCAGUGGAAAGCAUACCUCCAGUCUCCCACUCAGGCAGAGAAGGAGUUGAAAAACUCUCGUAAAACAAAUUCAGCCCACAAGUCAAUAAUAUGGCUGCCUUGA